AUGGAGUAUGAACCGGAAAUUCCCCAGCCACGUGAGUCAGAAACCCUGCUAAUUGUCGUGGAUACGUACGUCACUGAACCAUCAACAUUCUUGUCUCUAAGAGAUGCGGCAAUGCGAAUGGCGCGUACUCGUCUUCUCUAUAGCUUAUUAAGGGAUGACUUGCUCGCAGUCAUCGCGUCCGGCUCGUCCACGACGAAAAAUAAACUCGCUUCUGAGAACGAGGGAGGGUAUUUGGGCUUGUGUGUGCUUCAAUCACCCGUAUCGAAGAAUCUCAAUGCUGUGCGCGUCCUUGCAGACCUGAAACAAGGGAUGCAGCCUAGUAAUUUACUGAAUGCACUGGAAGUCUGCGGAGACACUCUUUCUGAACCCGCCGUGACCCGUUCGAAGAAGAAGAGGGUCGUAUUAUUCACAGAUGCUUUACAAAUCUCUAAAUCGCUUUGUCCAGAUGAUGUUGAGGACUUUCAAGCGAUUUGCGAGCUCUACAAAGCACAAGAAAUACAAAUAGAUGUCAUAUACGAUUGCGAACAGCAGCUUGUGGAGAAGCUGCAGGAAAUUGAAGAAGUGGUCGAAGAUGCCGACUUGCUCUCAAUCAAAGACUGGAUGAACAAAACGAAGGGCUUUCAGUUAUCCCAUUUGUUUUCUCUAUGCAAGUUUUCGGGAGGUGUUUUUAUGUCGCGAAAGGAAGCUUCUCCGCUUGUAGACAUACCGACGCCGAAGGUCAAAAGGGCUACGGCAAAGUAUCGGGGCACUCUCAACAUUGCAGACGUUGUCAAAAUUCCAGUGAUGCGAUACAGCUAUGUCUAUGCGUCCACACCGGUCACCCCGAAGAAAUUGUCUUGGGAAGCUUCCACCAAGUGCAUUAACCCGAUUCCGGUUUUUGUUGAAACUCAACGCGUGGCAUCAGCGAAAGACGAUGCGCCACUGAAGCCAGAAGAGAUCAUCAACGCGUAUCCGUACGGCCCAGAAUUGGUCCCCGAACAGAAUGAAGUAGACACAUACGCAUGGUCCAUAGUUUUGCCGAAAGGACUAGAUAUACUCGGUUUUGUCGAACAGAAUUCCGUUCCUCAGCGACUUUUCAUGGGCCGAGUGGACGUAGUGAUAGCGAUGCCGAGUGUGCCAGGAGCUGAUGAAUUGAUGAAAACUUUGGUGCUGGCAAUGCAAGCAGAGAACGUUGGAAUCUUGGCACGAUCUGUUACCACUAAGAAGGGAGGGGCUCCGAGUUUGGUAUACCUCUGGCCCCGUGUCGAGGCUGAGAGGGAAACAGGUGCCUUGCGAAGCUUCUUUCUUUUUCAAGUGGAGAUUCCGAUGCGUGAAGAUGUUCGUGAUAUGCCGUUUGCGUCCUUAAUGGAAACAGCGGAAGAAAUCCCAGAGGCCGCUGAUCUUGCCAUGUCACGAUUUAUUUCUGCAGCAACAUUGGAUGUAGAGGCAGAGCACGGGGAUGGAGAUGAAGACGACCGCGAAGAGCCCGUGUGGCCCUCGGAGAUAUGCAACCCGAAUCUUGAUUGGAACAACAUCUGCAUUAUCCAUCGGGCUCUUGCUGGUAUAUCUGGUGCAGAUUUUCCUUCUCUUACUGAGUGGCAACAGCACCUGAUAAGCCCGCUUUCGUUUAUCGGAGAUAAUAGGAAGGAGGGCUUGCGCAGCGCAAUUCUGAACCUGAAAAGCGCCAUUCCUGUGAUUCCCGCUCAAAAGAAAGAAAAGAAAGGAAAGAGAACGCAUGAAGUCUUGAACGGGGAUAUGGCUUCAAUUUCUGAUUACCUGCCAAGAGAAAUGGUUGAAGGUCUUGACGAAAGAGAAGCAGACGAUGAAGGGGGAGAUGGUCAAAAUGCAGCAACAAUGCUUGCAGACGCCAGUGAUGAUGUUCUUUCGUUAACGGGUCUCGAGCUAGAGGACGUCGGCGACGAAACCCCUGUGUUAGACUUUGAAAACCUUGUCACCAUGAACAAAUUUAAUUUCGCUGCCGUUUCGCUGCUAGUUGUCGUUCGCCGUCUGAUAAGGGAUGUAGUUGAUGAUGAUAGAGCGAUGAAUUGUUUGCAGGCCUUGCGAAAGGCUAGUGUGGAGAGGAAAGAGCCGCGUUUCUUCAAUGAUUUUAUAAUCAGUUUAAUCGCGAGAUGCAAAAGAGAAGACACGACUGGAAAUCGCACGCGUGCAUUCUUUCGCCAUGUGCAUCGCUGUCACACCAUUAAUUCUACUGUCCAGGUCAUUUCAAUUGCGAAAAGGAGUGAGGGGGGAUCGGAAAGUGCAGCAGAUGAGGCCUACCGGGAGUUUUUAAGUAACGCAACGAAACGCAUUCACGCAAUUGUUUCAAAGGAACCUCAUGAUGUUUCGGUAUCAGCCGUCACAAAUUCGUAACUGGUGAGCGUAGCAUUCUAUUUCAUUUGUAGUAGUUGUGCUCACAUUGUGUAAGGCAGCAGUGGAAGAAAAGAGAACUAAUUUAGUUGUAACUAGGUGUCCACAUCAUUUCACGGCAGUGGUCCGGGCUGAGUAAAGCAGAGAGUGCUGUCGUUUUGAAU
Chondrus crispus (carragheen) is the source of this 2510-nucleotide messenger RNA. RefSeq lists its product as hypothetical. Bases 1 to 2349 code for a protein of 782 amino acids. The transcript has 2 exons. Gene Ontology annotation, molecular function: telomeric repeat DNA binding; double-stranded DNA binding. Gene Ontology annotation, biological process: telomere maintenance; cellular response to gamma radiation; double-strand break repair via nonhomologous end joining. Lineage: Eukaryota; Rhodophyta; Florideophyceae; Gigartinales; Gigartinaceae. The record is from RefSeq and is a predicted model, not a curated record. Gene Ontology annotation, cellular component: Ku70:Ku80 complex.